Molecule: messenger RNA, 768 nt
Organism: Molossus molossus (Pallas's mastiff bat)
Lineage: Eukaryota; Metazoa; Chordata; Mammalia; Chiroptera; Molossidae
Gene: ISG15
Product: ISG15 ubiquitin like modifier
Exons: 2
Coding region: 201-695 (164 amino acids)
Biological process (GO): post-translational protein targeting to endoplasmic reticulum membrane
Molecular function (GO): protein binding
Source: RefSeq, a predicted model, not a curated record
UUCUGUUUCUGCCGCUGCUCUGACUCCAGCCUUGGGGAAAAGGAAACUGAAACUCAAAUCCCCGCCGCGCGCGGGCUCCCAGACACGCCCCCUGACGUGGGCAGCUCGGCCACAAAAAGGGCUGAGCCUCCAGACUCCGGAGGCAGCCGACUCAACACUGCCUGCGGAGGACCUCGCUUCAGAGCUCAGAGCUCGCAGCCAUGAACGGGUACGUGAAGGUGAAGAUGCUGAGCAAGGAGUUCCAGGUGCCCCUGAGUGCCUCCAUGAUGUUAUCAGACCUGAAGCAGCAGAUCACCCAGAAGACCCAAGUGCCUGCCUUCCAGCAGCGCCUGGUCAUCGAGUCCAGCAGCACCGAGCUGCUCGACGGGGUUUCCCUGCACAGACAGGGCCUGUCCCCUGGCAGCACAGUCAUCCUGGUGGUGCAGAGAUGCGACAAGCCCCUGAGCAUCCUGGUGAGGAACGACAGGGCCCGCACCAGACCCUACGAGGUCCUGCUGACGCAGAAGGUGGCUGAGCUCAAGCAGCAAGUGAGCAAGCAGGAGGGGGCGCCGACCAACCAGUUCUGGCUGAGUUUCCAGGGGAGGGCCAUGGAUGACCAUCAGCAGCUGGGGGAGUACAACCUUCAGCCCAACUGCAUCGUGCAGAUGAAUCUGCACCUGCGGGGGGGCGGGGAGGGGCCACGAGGGCCCCACUGAGGUUGCUGGUGGCGAGUCCCUGACCAAGGGCCCAUAAUAAAAGUUCGUGCAAAGCCACUUGGCUGCCUCUGCU